GAAGGGGGCAUAUGUCUGAGCCCCCCAGGAGUGGCCAAAGCAGGCAUCUCUGUGAAAUGCAGAAAAAGCAGAGACCGGAGAGGAAUCCGGUGAACAUGAGCCCAGCUCGCUUCCUGGAGAGGGAGGGAACUUGGGGGGAGGGAACUCUCAUUAUAAUGUCCGUCCCCAUCCGGUGGCUUUCCUGCUUCUUCCCCCGCUGGGAUCCACGCUCUGGGAUCUGAGCUGGAGGCUUCCUUGGGGCACAGAUCAAAGAUGGAAAAGCAGGAUUCUGCUGUGGCAGGAAGAGGCCCCGACACCAUCAAGAUUGGAAGCACUGAGAACGUCUGGGAAAGAACCAUGCAGAAGAAGAUCCCGGCCGAAGGUGUUUUCCAUCCCAAAGUACAGCACCAACAGUUCAGAAACUUCAAGGACUUAUGCUACCAGGAGACCAAGGGACCUCGAGAGGUUUGCAGCCAACUGCGCCGUCUCUGCCAUGAGUGGCUCAAGCCAGAGCGACACACCAAGGCUCAGAUCCUGGAUUUAGUGAUCCUGGAGCAGUUUCUGGCUAUCCUCCCCCCGGAGAUGGAGAACUGGGUCAGGGAAUGUGGGGCGGAGACCUGUUCCCAGGCGGUGGCCCUGGCUGAAGGUUUCCUCCUGAGUCGGGCAGAGGAGAAGAAGCAGGCAGAGCAGCAGACCAAGGGUCUGCUUGCAGAAUUGGCUGCUGAUUCCCUGGAGGCAGAGAGGAUGCCAUCAACCACUGGAGAGUAUCCCAUGCGAAACAUGCCAGAGAGUGAUGGAGGUGCCACUUUGUUGGCAGGUGAUGGAAUGAGCUUGGCAAGACCCGUUCGGCCACCUCUUCUUUCGGACAGAGGGGAAGCAGCUGCUGUAACACUAGACCAGCGCAUGGAAAGCACUUCCGCCAUCGUUUGGACCACACGACCCACCAAACCAUCCACACGUCAGAGAAGCCGUAUCAGUGCUUCGUGUGCGGCCGGAAGUUCAUCCAAAAGGGAAGUCUCACUGAACAUCAGAGAAUCCACACAGGGGAGAAACCGUAUCAGUGCUCGGAGUGUGGAAAGAGCUUUGGCCAGAAGUCCCAGCUCACUUUUCACCAGAGAACUCAUUUGGGGAAGAAACCUUAUCAAUGCCCAAAGUGCGGAAAGAGCUUCGUUCACCAUUCAACCUUUUCUUGCCAUCAGAAAGUUCACUUUCGGGAGAAAUUGUAUAAAUCGGGGGUGGGCAACAUCAGGCCACUCUACUCUGCGCUUGGCACCUGCCCCACACCAGGGCCCCCCUCCCCAGCCCCUGCCCCCCAAUGACUCUUCUGUUUCUGCCUGCCUGGAAUGUGUCAUUCAACUCCAACAAUGCCCCUUGAAUGUCUGUAUUGAAGAUAGAGAAGGUGUUGAACCUGGCUGGCUGGCAUGUCUGGCAUGUCAGGCCAUGAGAAAGUUCACUGCAGAGGACUCUCUUACGCAACUGGGCCUAGGACAGAUCUCUUAAAUCAGCUUGUGGGAAGGAGGGAGCUUCAUUCCACCUGAUUUAGGUGUGCGAGUGAUCUCUACAGGGAGCUUUUCCGUGCUUCAGAGCCCAGCGCUAAGCAGGAUUGAUCAGUCCUGCUCCCCAGCCACAUAGACUAGCUUUGGACAGGUGAACAAUGACAGCAAAUGAUUGACAGGUGGGUGGGCUCGCCCACAAGUCAGAAGUUGGCUCAGGUCGGUGGGGUGAAGUGUGGAGCUAUCUGGUCCCCCAGGCAGAAAAAAGGGUUCUCUACCCACUGGGGUGGGGCGCGGGUGGCGCUGUGGGUUUAAACCACAGAGCCUAGGACUUGCUGAUCAGAAGGUCAGCGGUUCACUCCCG
Molecule: messenger RNA, 1836 nt
Organism: Podarcis muralis (Common wall lizard)
Lineage: Eukaryota; Metazoa; Chordata; Lepidosauria; Squamata; Lacertidae
Source: RefSeq, a predicted model, not a curated record